This is a messenger RNA of Apus apus (common swift), 3430 nucleotides long. It is a transcript of the gene CLIP4, whose product is annotated as CAP-Gly domain containing linker protein family member 4. Gene Ontology annotation, molecular function: microtubule plus-end binding. Bases 159 to 2261 code for a protein of 700 amino acids. The transcript is spliced from 17 exons. Gene Ontology annotation, biological process: cytoplasmic microtubule organization. The record is from RefSeq and is a predicted model, not a curated record. Gene Ontology annotation, cellular component: nucleus; cytoplasm; microtubule plus-end. NCBI's taxonomy places the organism in Eukaryota, Metazoa, Chordata, Aves, Apodiformes, Apodidae.
UGGGGCCUGGCUGGACUCCCUCAGCUGCGGGCGGGCGCGGGGGCCCUUGGGGCGUGGGGGCGCGUUCCCCCGCCGCGAGCAGGCUGCAGUAAGGCCUGAUAAAUUAACUGAAAACAACACCACGGUGGAGGUUGCAGCACUGUGUGCCUUUCUAGAAGAUGACCAUAGAGGAUCUCCCAGAACCUUCCUUAGAAGGAGAUUCCCUCAUUGAAAGAGAUCGGUUCUUAUUCUCAAGCUCUGAAACAUCUGUUAGUUUUUCUGUUGCUGCAGCACCAAUGCCUUCAGACUGUGAGUUUUCCUUCUUUGAUCCCAAUGAUGCAGCAUGCCAAGAAAUACUUUUCAACCCCAAAACAUCAGUUUCUGAAUUGUUUGCUAUCCUAAGGCAGUGGGUUCCACAGGUUCAGCAGAAUAUUGAUAUUAUUGGGAAUGAGAUCAUUAAAAAGGGUUGCAAUGUGAAUGACAGAGAUGGACUGACUGAUAUGACUCUCUUGCAUUACACUUGCAAAUCAGGUGCUCAUGGUAUUGGUGAUGUUGAAACUGCUGUAAAAUUUGCAAAGCAGCUUAUUGAUUUGGGUGCUGAUAGCAGUUUACGCAGCCGCUGGACAAAUAUGAAUGCCUUGCAUUAUGCUGCCUACUUUGAUGUUCCAGAACUUAUUAGUGUUAUUUUGAAAAAUGCAAAGCCAAAAGAUGUGGAUGCCACCUGUAGUGAUUUUGAUUUUGGAACAGCUUUGCAUAUUGCUGCAUUCAACCUAUGUACAGGAGCUGUCAAGUGUUUACUGGAACACGGAGCCAAUCCUGCCUUUAGGAACGACAAAGGCCAGAUUCCAGCAGAUGUGGUUCCUGAUCCAGUAGAUAUGCCACUGGAAAUGGCAGAUGCAGCAGCCAGUGCGAAAGAAAUCAAGCAGAUGUUGGUGGAUGCAGUGCCUCUUUCAUGUGACAUCUCAAAAGCCAUGAUCCCAAACUAUGAUCAUGUUACAGGCAAGGCCAUGCUUUUGUCACUUGGCCUGAAACUGGGAGACCGUGUUGUUAUUGCAGGACACAAGGUUGGUACAUUAAGAUUUUGUGGCACUACAGAAUUUGCCAGUGGCCAGUGGGCUGGCAUAGAGCUAGAUGAACCAGAAGGAAAGAACAAUGGAAGUGUUGGAAAAGUGCAGUACUUCAAGUGCGCACCAAAACGCGGUAUCUUUGCACCUCUUUCUAAAAUAAGCAAGGCUUCUAGUCACAAAAAAAGCUCUGGACGAAAUUCUCCCAUGUGGUCUUCAUCAUUGGUCAAAUCCAAGAAAUUAGAUGCGACACACAUAACUUCCAAAGUGAGUUCUGGCCUAAAUAUGGCAAAAAAAGAUAGUGCCUCUGAAACCAACUAUAUGGCUGAUAAAAGGGGAAAAACUGGACCUGCAAAAGAUGGUUUUCCUGUGUACAGCAGCUCUUCCUCUUCUACUACUUCCUUGGAAGGCAAACAGAAUUACUGCAAGAAGCAGAACUCCACUAACAGCAAUAAAAAGGCAGUGACUAGAGUGUCUAUUGCCUCAUCUAGAAUUAGUGCCGGGUUGCAUAGUUCUCCGUCCACAAGGAAAAAUCCUUUUAAUGAAGGAGAAAUUCAAAUUGGAGACAGAGUGCUGGUGGUAGGACAGAGAACAGGCACUGUUAGAUUUUUUGGGACAACAAAAUUUGCACCAGGAUUCUGGUGCGGAAUUGAAUUGGACAAGGCUCACGGGAAAAAUGAUGGUUCUGUGGGAGGUGUGCAGUACUUCAUUUGUCUUCCCAGAUAUGGUAUAUUUGCACCACCGUCUCGUGUACAGAGACUAACAGGUUCUCUGGAUUCUCUCACAGAGAUUUCAUCGAGUAAAGUAAAUCACACUUUUCCAGGUUUUCAACGCAGUCUGAGCACCACUUCUGCAUCGUCACAAAAGGAGAUAAACAGAAGAAAAUCCUUUGUUAGAUCCAAGAGCUCUGUGUUACAGCGCAGCUGGAGUAAUACAACUGCAGCUAGCACUGAGGGGCCAGUGAAGCUCCGUGAAGGCUCUCAGGUUCUUCUGACCAGCUCCAAUGAAAUGGGGACAAUCAGGUAUAUUGGUCCUGCAGACUUUGCACCAGGAAUAUGGCUGGGACUUGAACUCAGAAGUGCCAAAGGAAAGAAUGAUGGCUCUGUGGGGGAAAAGCGCUAUUUCACCUGUAAGCCAAACCAUGGGGUCUUGGUUCGACCCAGCAGAGUGACCUAUCGUGGGAUUAAUGGGAUAAAGCUUGUAGAUGAUAUUUGCUGAGCCAAAAUGAGUUCAUACAAAAGGAUAUAAGUAUUUAAAGCACAGAGGACCCCCAUCUAGAGUGCCAACUUAUUUUUAAAUUAUUAAACUUGCAUUUGCAUUUUACAUAUAAAUGAGUAUAUAUGUGUGUGUAUAUAUAAUAUAUAUUUUAAUAUAUAUUGAAAAAAUAUAUAGAUUAAAAUAUGUUCAAUUGUAUUAAGAAGUGAAAGCACUGUCCUGUUUCUCAACAUGAAACAGGCGUUGCCUGGGAAGGUUAUUCCAGAAUCAUCUUGUGUUUGAGAUGCUGUAUUAGGUGAGUAAUUUUCCAGUUAGAGAAUGUGAGUAUCUUCAUCAUUCUCUAAAGUUGCUUUGUGACUCAUGCAGUAUUUAAGUAAUUUUUCUCCCUGUAGUAAUGAACUGAUAAUGCUUUGCACAUUGUCUGCUUUUGACAGAGGAGGUGGUUAAUGGACAUUAGUCUGUUUUUUUUUUCAAGCAGUUGUGAAGUAUUUUUAAGUUGAGCAUUCAGAUCCUUCCUUUCCCCCUCUUUUUCUCCGCUCCAGAACACAAAAGGACUGAUAAAUAUAAGUAUUUUUGGCUAUCCUAGUGAACAGCAGCAAUUCAAUCAGAAGCCUUUAAAAAGCACAAAUAUGCUGCAUGUCAGUCAGUAUAGUCAGAAGCACUUUUUGUUGUAUGCAUUUGUAGAGUACAGUAUUGUAAUACACCUCGAUGUGACCAUAUUUGCAUAUUAGCCUUUUUAAAAAGUUAGUAUUUUCUCCAUGUUCUCAACAUAAUGUAUUUUAGUUCCUCAGCAUGUGUAAGCAUUAUUUUAUCAGGAAGGUUUUGUGUUCCAGAACAGUAAUUUUAUUCUUAAACUAUCUGCUUGUUCUUACCUACUUAAAGAAGUAACACUUCAAAAUUACAUAAUAAUAUCAAAUUUUUUGACAGAAUUUUGCUGCUGUUACCUUCUUUUAAGUAUUGCUGUACCUAUUUUUCCACAGCUGUAUUUAAAAUAAUGCAUAUUGUCAUCUAACUUAUGGGAAUUUUUAAUUGAAUAUAAAAGUUGUACAUUUUGAAUGUAAAAUAAUCAAUGCUUUAUAUUUGAAGAUGCAGAUAUUCAGUGAUGUACUGAACUCUAGUUUGUUCAAUAUCCCUUUCCUGCUGGUAUUAGUAAAAUGAAACCUUGGUGAAUA